This is a messenger RNA of Rodentolepis nana, 585 nucleotides long. The record is from the annotation of a GenBank genome assembly. NCBI's taxonomy places the organism in Eukaryota, Metazoa, Platyhelminthes, Cestoda, Cyclophyllidea, Hymenolepididae.
AUGACGCUUAGAGUGCCAAUUGUGGACCUCUGGGGGCCUGAUCAACCGUCUAUUCUUCCAUGGACCCCCUUUAACAGCGAACAAGAUGCGAAAGAUCUCCAUGAAACUAUUCAUGGUUUAGGGACCCAAGAUAACAAAAUUAUUAGCAUAUUGGCGAAAAGAACAGUCAGUCAGCGAAAGGAGAUCGCCAGCAGUUAUGAAACCCUAUUCCAAAAUACUUUGGAAGGCGAUUUGGAACGAAGUCUUUCUGGAAACCUUAAAAAUGUUGUUCUGAAUAGUCUGCAGUAUCUUCCUGAAAUGAAAGCAAUCGCCAUUCACAAUGCCUUGAAAGUUGCUGGAACCCUUGAACAGGUUCUUAUCCAAACUCUGGCUGUGGCUACAAAUAAUGAAAUUAAGCAAAUUAAAGAAGCCUACUCGAGAGUUUUUAAUAGUGAUUUGGAAACCGACGUGGGCAAAAAGAUAUAUGGAGAAUUCAAAGCUUUAAUUCUCGUUAUCUUAAAGGCCGAGCGAAACGAAAGUCGUGUUGUUGAUGGUGCCCGAGUAGCAAAUGACGCCUUCAUGAUAAACAAGCUUGGUAGUACGUAA